CAAGCAAAGCAAACAUGUCUGUUUCAAAUGUGGUUUCUGCCCACAGGACGUUGUUUUUAGGUCCUAGGAUUCCAAAUCAUUUAAAGUUUCUCCCUAAAUCCCUCAUUUCUAUUAAAAAAAAUACAUUUCGUCAACUUGUUAAACUUAUUGUACUGGAUUUUGAAGGUAAAAAUGUCACUACUGAAAUGUAUCAGUCAAUUAAGAACACAGAAGAAAAUGAUAUUAAUUUUGACUCAAUAUAUGGAGCUCUAUAUGUUCUAUUGAAGUGUGCAUUAAGUUUUCCAGAAACUUCAUUGAAACAAGAGAUAUUUCGAGAAGAUCUACAGGAGCUUAAAAUUCCUGGCGAUUACAUAGAUGAUCUAGCCAAUAUUGUGUAUGGCACAAGGAAGUCUUCUAUACUCUCCGGUUUAAUCCAGAGUGCACCAUCUUUCCCUAAAUUGAAAAGAAUCCAAUGGCGAAUAGAUGUUGCCAUAUCUUCAUGUACAUUAAACCGAGUGCUUGAACCUACAAUAGUAAUGGAAAUUGAACUAGCAGAUGGACAUAAAAGAACUUUUGAGGUCCAUCCAUCUCAGUUUCAUCUGCUACGAUAUUCAGUUGCUAGCAUUUUGAAAGAAAUGGAAAAUCUGGAAAUUAGGAACGUUCUGAAGCUAUGAAAAUAUGUUGCAUUGGUUUAAAAGCUUUACUAAAAUAUACACAGCUCUUGUUUUAGCAUUUGAAUAUAUACUAGCUUACACAGAAAAGUACCAAUGCGUAUUUCUUCUGAAAUUUUGAAAAACCGAAAUUUUCUUCUGAGAAUAAAAAAAAAGAACAAAUGUGCUUUUAUACUCAUGUUCUAAAUAUGCAGUUAAGAUUUGAUUUUCUAAUGAGCUUGAAUAAAUGUAUUUAUCAAAUAUGUAUGUGCAAAAUCUUAAUAACAAAGUAUCUUAGUGAACUGAUCUAAAU
Messenger RNA from Uloborus diversus, 942 nucleotides. RefSeq names its product COMM domain-containing protein 5-like (gene LSm-4). Gene Ontology annotation, cellular component: nucleus. The record is from RefSeq and is a predicted model, not a curated record. Bases 15 to 653 code for a protein of 212 amino acids. NCBI's taxonomy places the organism in Eukaryota, Metazoa, Arthropoda, Arachnida, Araneae, Uloboridae. The transcript has 7 exons.